This is a messenger RNA of Oppiella nova, 472 nucleotides long. NCBI's taxonomy places the organism in Eukaryota, Metazoa, Arthropoda, Arachnida, Sarcoptiformes, Oppiidae. The record is from the annotation of a GenBank genome assembly.
CCUGUUAUAUCAGUAUAAUAUACUGUCCUUUAUUAGAGGCAAUACUAUACUAUUGAAUAGAUUUAUGGACAGAAUUCUCGUUCAGAUUAAUAAAUACGUGAAAGACAUAAAAACGAGUGAUUAUUUGGAUAACUAUUUAACGGCACUGUUUUAUAAGGGAGUCAUUCAUAGGCUUUCCUCGCAAUAUAUGGAAGCCAAGGAAUGCCUAAAAACUGUGUUUGAAGAUGAGUCGAGAAUAUUUCACGAGUUUUCGAUACCACCGCAAGCGGUACUGGAGUUAGGAUUAGUGGAACUGGAGCUCAAUAAUGGUGUGGAGGCGGAGAAGUGGCUGAAGAAGUGUACUCAGGAUUACAGCAAUUAUACGAAUGAAAACUUUGUUCAUUUGAGAGCUUAUGCCGCUCUCAGAGAACUCGGGGUUUCCACUGAUAAGCAAACUGUUGACAAGAAUAUGUGUAUGUAUUCAGAGUAUGGC